This is a messenger RNA of Cicer arietinum (chickpea), 1482 nucleotides long. RefSeq names its product REF/SRPP-like protein At1g67360. The record is from RefSeq and is a predicted model, not a curated record. Lineage: Eukaryota; Viridiplantae; Streptophyta; Magnoliopsida; Fabales; Fabaceae.
UUUUACCUUCGCAACUCCGUCAACUGUUUGUUAAUCCGGACAUAAAAAUGGAUCCGUACAGAGAAAUAAGACUCCUAAGAAGACGGUUUACAAAUCAGAGAAAUCGACACGUGGCUUCUGGAAAUACCCUAUAAGGUCUAGAAAGAUCCUUAGGAGUCGGUGUGAAAAUGGGCCCCCACCUUGACGAACACAGAAUGGUGUUUUUGAUUUGUUGUGACAAAAGGAUGAGAUUGAAUUGAUAAUAUAAGCCAUCCUAUGCCAUAAGUCUUAACCUCAAAAACUGAUCACAAAUUCACAAUCAAACAAGCUCGAAGGUUUCUUUCCAAUCCAACUCCUCACCGUGGGCCUUUCGAUUCAAAGUCUAAGUUAUUGUUAUUUCAUUAUUAUUACUCGUUAUAAUUGAACUCUACCUCUUACGUUUUAUUUUGUAACAAUCAAGUUACAACAAUGGCCACCAACGAGAUAGAGGUUAAGGAAGAGAACCAGAACAAAGAACUAAAGCGCCUAGGGUUUGUGAAGAUCGCUGCUAUUCAAACUUAUGUGUUUGUUUCAUAUCUGUAUGAAUCCGCUAAGAAAAACUCAGGACCUUUGAGAUCUGCUGUUGAAACGGUGGAGGGAACAGUUACCACCGUUAUUGGUCCUGUAUACGACAAAUUUAAGGGUGUCCCCGAUGAUGUCCUUGUUUUUGUGGACAACAAGGUGGAUGAAGCUACGCACAAGUUCAAUGAGCAUGCUCCUCCUUUUGCUAAGCAGCUUGCAGAUCAAUCCAAAAGUUUGAUUCAGAAAGUGACAAAUGAAGCGGGGAAAGUUGUGAGUAAGGGUCGAUCUGGAGGACCACGAGCAGCUGUAGAUUAUGUUGCUAUAGAGUCCAAAAAUUUGCUACUAAUCAAUUCAGUGAAGAUCUGGCAUGUGCUCAACCAAUUUCCACCAUUCCAUGCAGUGGCAGAGAUGGCAACUCCCACUGCUGCUCACUGGUCUGAGAAAUACAACCAUGUAAUCAAGGCUAUGGCUGAAAAGGGCUAUAGUUUUGUUGGGUAUCUACCUUUCAUUCCUAUUGAUGAUAUAUCUAAGGCAUUUAAGCAGGGGGAAGCUAAGUUGAAAGGAAAUGGAGUGGUCUCUGGGGGAAAGAAAACAGAAUAAUCUUAUUCUGAUGAAGUUUUUAUUUUACUUAUUUACAGACUUUGCUUUUGAGUGACUUUGUUUUCUGAGUUGAAACAAUUUGGGCCUAGUUGUGGCUUUAAACGUUUGAUGUUAGUAAGGUCUUGUAAUUAAUCCGAGUAUGUAGAAAAUAGUUUAUAGUGGUCGUGUAUAUUAAGUUCGCUUACUGUUAUUUUAUUACAAGAGUUGGCUAUUGCAAUUGUGGUUACAUGUGUCUGUAAACUUUUGCAAUAUAAAAGACCACAAUGCAAUUUUAUAGCUACUACAAUUUAAAACCUUAUUGGGUAGCUCAACAUAAUACACGCUUUUGUAGUUUUGUGUCUA